AUGUGUGUGCAGGUCAGCACUCUGUUUGAGGAGGACUUCCCUCUGAAGGCGACGCAGGAGGAGGCGGCUCAGUCUGCUCACCUCAUGACUCUUGGCCUGUGUCGCAUCUCAGCCUCCAAACCCCCCCCCUCCUCCGCCGGACCCCCACAACCUCCCCCCUGCCCGGCGCAGCCCAGCAGCCCGCAGCAGAGCAGCACAAGGACGCCCCCCUCAUGUCCCCUGUGCGCUCUGACGCUGCCGUCCCGGCGGCUGCUGGACGUCCACGUGCGGUCUCACCGGGAGGCAGGCGGCUUCAGCUGCGUCCGCUGCAGCCAGACGUCAGACAGCUGGGAGAAGCUGGAGCCUCACUGGAGGAGCCACUGCAGGAGGAGAAGGAGGGAGGAGCAGAGGCAGCAGAAGAAGAAGAAGAAGGCGGCAGCGUCGCGGACGCUCAGGAGCGCCGCCUCAAGAAACGCUCAUCAACAAACACGCGGACGGAGGGGCCGGCUGAUUGGACGAGCAGGAGGGAAGGAGGCAGGCUGUACAGACAGUCAGACACUGCAGAGCGUCACGGAGAAGAAGAACACCAGAAGAAAGAGAGAAGAAGAAGAGAAGGAGGGCAAGGAGACGGGCUUCUGUUGCUCUCUGUGCCACAGGAAGUGCUCCACCAAGCUGAGUCUGAGGCGUCACCUGGGCACGCACGGUGGAGAGAAAGCAUUCACCUGUCCACACUGUACCUACAGCAGCAGGCUGAAGGCUUCACUGCUGCAACACCUGAGAACACACACAGGUGAGAGGCCCUUCAGGUGUGCUGAGUGUUCGUAUGCUUCCAUCGAUCGCAGCUCUCUGCUCAGACAUGGCAGAACUCAUAGUCAGGAGAAACCGUACAGCUGUCAACACUGUGACUACAGCAGUAUCCAGAAGAAGAGUUUGGAUCUCCACGCUCGCCGUCAUCACACCGGCGAGGCGUUUCCGUGCCAACAGUGCGAGUACUCGAGUCCGGACCGCCAACUGCUGCAGAGACAUGUCCGCCGACACCACGACUGUGACCUCCCAGAGGACCGGGCUCUCUGAUUGGACUGUCAGCUUGUGGGCGGGGCUACAGUGUUACAGUGCUAUAGGGUUAUUGGUUGUUUUUAUCUGAUGGAUUUUAAUAAAAGUAAAAAAUGUGACGAAACAUAAA
Molecule: messenger RNA, 1162 nt
Organism: Cottoperca gobio
Lineage: Eukaryota; Metazoa; Chordata; Actinopteri; Perciformes; Bovichtidae
Product: zinc finger protein 84
Exons: 6
Coding region: 1-1053 (350 amino acids)
Biological process (GO): positive regulation of transcription by RNA polymerase II
Cellular component (GO): nucleus
Source: RefSeq, a predicted model, not a curated record